AUGUCUGACUGCAAGAUCGUUCUUAUCACUGGCGCCAAUAAGGGCCUUGGUUACCAAGCAGUCAGAGCCCUCCUCGGAUCCAAGCAAAGAUACCACGUCUUCCUCGGCUCCCGUGACUUUGCCAAGGGGAAGGCUGCCGCUGAGACGGUGGCGGCUGAAAUCAAGUCGCAGAGCGUUGUCGAGCCACUGCAGCUUGAUGUUGAGAGCGAUACUUCCAUCAAAAAUGCAUUCGAGACUGUCAAGAGCAAGGUUGACAGACUUGAUGCGCUCGUAAACAACGCCGGCGUCAUGCUCGAUCAGCAAAUUGAACGCGGCAACAUGACUGUCCGCGAGGCCUACAACAAAUCCUGGGAUAUCAACGUCACUGGACCUCAUGUCAUUACAGACACUUUCUUGCCGCUCCUGUUGAAGUCGUCCGACCCUAGGCUGAUUUUCAACACCAGUGGCGUUUCCUCGUUGGCCAACGCGGCUGACUCUUCUCACUUCACCUACAGGGUGCCGCCUGCUGGGACGCCGAAGCCCGUGGGCACAAUUUCUUACAGAGCUGCCAAAGUUGGCCUUAACAUGGUUAUGCUCGAGUGGGUGCGCAUGUUAAAGAACGACGGCGUCAAGGUCUGGUGUGUGGCCCCAGGUUUCUUCGCCACUGAUAUCGGCGAGGGGGACCCUGAAUCCAUGAAGAAGAUGGGUGCUGGCGAUCCGUCUGCUGGUGGCCAGGCGCUUGUUAACGUGCUGGAGGGAGAAAGAGACGCCGAUGUGGGAAAGGUAGUGAACAUGGCGGUUUACGGUACGCCUGUGCAGCCUUGGUGA
Messenger RNA from Colletotrichum higginsianum IMI 349063, 807 nucleotides. Its product is annotated as Short-chain dehydrogenase. The coding region runs from base 1 to 807 and encodes 268 amino acids. NCBI's taxonomy places the organism in Eukaryota, Fungi, Ascomycota, Sordariomycetes, Glomerellales, Glomerellaceae. The transcript is spliced from 2 exons. The record is from RefSeq and is a predicted model, not a curated record.